CGGUACCAUCUCGAAAAUGGGCAACAACGCCACUACAUCCAACAAGAAGGUUGACGCUGCCGAAACCGUCAAGGAGUUUCUCGAACAGGCCAAAGAGGAGUUUGAGGAGAAAUGGCGCCGCAAUCCCACAAAUACCGCCUGUCUCGAUGACUUUGAACGCAUCAAGACACUGGGCACGGGCUCUUUCGGUCGCGUCAUGAUAGUACAACACAAGCCGACAAAAGACUACUACGCCAUGAAGAUACUCGACAAGCAGAAGGUCGUCAAACUGAAGCAGGUCGAACACACACUCAACGAGAAGCGUAUUCUGCAGGCCAUUUCCUUUCCUUUCUUGGUUUCCCUACGCUACCACUUCAAGGACAACUCCAACCUCUACAUGGUGCUGGAGUAUGUGCCCGGCGGCGAGAUGUUCUCGCAUCUGCGCAAGGUGGGUCGCUUCUCGGAGCCCCACUCGCGCUUCUACGCAGCCCAGAUCGUACUCGCCUUUGAGUAUUUGCACUAUCUCGACUUGAUAUACCGCGAUUUGAAGCCGGAGAAUCUGCUUAUCGACUCACAGGGCUACCUCAAGGUAACCGAUUUUGGUUUUGCCAAAAAGGUCAAGGGCCGCACUUGGACUCUUUGCGGCACACCCGAAUACCUCGCCCCCGAGAUCAUUCUCUCGAAGGGCUACAACAAGGCCGUCGACUGGUGGGCCCUCGGUGUGCUCGUCUACGAAAUGGCCGCCGGCUAUCCACCCUUCUUUGCCGACCAGCCCAUACAGAUUUACGAGAAAAUCGUGUCGGGUAAGGUGCGUUUCCCCUCACACUUUGGCUCCGAUCUGAAGGAUCUGUUGCGCAACCUGUUGCAGGUCGAUCUAACCAAACGCUAUGGCAACCUGAAGGCCGGCGUUAACGAUAUUAAAAAUCAGAAAUGGUUUGCAUCCACAGAUUGGAUAGCGAUCUUCCAAAAGAAAAUCGAGGCUCCAUUUGUGCCACGGUGUAAAGGACCCGGCGAUACAAGUAAUUUCGAUGACUACGAGGAAGAGGCGCUGCGGAUCUCAAGCACCGAAAAGUGCGCCAAAGAGUUUGCUGAAUUCUAAUUGUAUUCUUUUAAUUUUUAUUGUUUCUUUACUAAAACUAAACAACAAAAUAAUAAUAAUAAAAACAAAAACAACAACAACAAACCAAUCCAACGUUCGUUCGUACCUACGUUCGUGCAUUCUCAUCACAUCUGGUUGUUCGCUCGUUCGUUCGUCCGUCGUCGUCGUCGUAGUUCGUAGUUUUGUGCAUUAUAAAUAAUACGCGUUGCGUUCGUUUCAUUGUUUCAUUUAAAUUUAAAAAAUAAUAAAGAAAAAACUAAGAAAAAUAAUUGAAAAAAAUACAUAAAAAUCUAAGAAUUAGAAGUAAAAACUUAAUUAUUUUCCGUUCGAUCCGGUUGAAUAAUAAAUAAAUUAAUAAUAAAAAGAGACAAGUGUUUUAAAGUGUCAGUAAUUUACGCGAAACGGGUUCGGUUAACUAAAUUCCUAGUAAAGUGAAUCUUGAACAAAUUUAAUCACUUCCAAACAUUUAAACAAACAAACAACAUCCAUCCACACCAGCCAGCACCCAACAAAAUUUGUCAUCACAACUACAGCAGCAGCUACUUGCUGCCACAACUACUGUGUUUUUAAACUGUCUGUUGGACCUUCAUACAAGCGCUAAUAUAACGCAAUAUUGGAUUACAAUCAUCAACAUAUUACAAACAUUACAAUCAGUCAAAGUCAACAUCAACGUCGUCGCCGUCAUCAUUCUCAUCAUGAUUAUCAUCAAUAUAUAACUAUAUGUAAACACCAAAGCAAUAUUAUAACAAACAACAACAACAACAAAGCAAAAAAAAUAAAGGUUUUUUGAUACUUUGCUAAAAAAAACAAAAUAACGGCAAUAUUAAGGGACCGUCCGCUCUUAGGGGAAAUUAUUAAACAAAACAAACAAAUAAUUGUAAAAAAAUAAUAACAAAAUACAGCUGAGAAGAGAACAACAACACACUAGCAUCAUCCCAGAGAUCAAUAACAAAUAACAAAUUACCAAUUUCCAAUUGAAGGAUCGUGUGCGGAUUAUACGGGUUAAUCAUAUUUAGCGAAUUAAUAAUAAUAAUAAUUAUAAUAAUAAAACAAAGAUCAUCCUUAAAAAAUACGACAUGUUUUUUGAUUUUAGUUAUUUUUUUUUAUAACAACAAUUAUUGUUUUUUUUUUAAAAAAUAUUUUUUGUUUUUUAUUAUUAUAAUACUAUAUUUUGUAGCAUAAUUCUUUAAAUUUAAUAUUAAUGAUAAUGAUAAUAAUAAUACAAAAAAAAAACUGAGCAAAUUAAUAUAAUUUAAGAGAUCGCAAACAUUUGAUCUUAAAAAUAAAAUACAAAAAAACUAAUAAAUAAAUUUAUUGCUACUUUAUAUAUAUAAAUUUAUAUAUUUAGUAAAAUACUACAUAAUAAACACACAUACACCACUAUUCAAUUAUUUAUUUGUUUAUGUAUAUUUAAUAUUAUUAAAAAAAAAGAAAACUUUGAAAUAAAAAAAACAACCACACACACAUACAACACACAGACAUUUGUUUAUAAAACACUAAGAGAAAAAAAAUUAAGAACAAAAACAAUACUAAUCACAAGACUAUUCAGGUGUAAAAAAAAUAUAUAUAAAAAUAUAUAAAUGAGAAUAUAUACAUACAUAG
Messenger RNA from Calliphora vicina (urban bluebottle blowfly), 2680 nucleotides. RefSeq names its product Protein kinase, cAMP-dependent, catalytic subunit 1 (gene Pka-C1). Lineage: Eukaryota; Metazoa; Arthropoda; Insecta; Diptera; Calliphoridae. Gene Ontology annotation, cellular component: nucleus. The coding region runs from base 17 to 1078 and encodes 353 amino acids. Gene Ontology annotation, molecular function: ATP binding; protein serine/threonine kinase activity. The record is from RefSeq and is a predicted model, not a curated record. The transcript has 2 exons. Gene Ontology annotation, biological process: protein phosphorylation.